AAUCCUCUCAACUGAAAAAAAAUGGGAAGCAGACUUGGAAAAAGAGUUGUAAACUUCGCGAAUCUUCCAAUCAAGCUCCUCAUGCCCUCAUCUUUUUCCAACAUUACCGAAAUCGCGCUCAAGACAAUCCCCUCCGCUUCCAAGAUCGAGAUAAAGAGGGUUCUGGAAUCGUUGUACGGGUUCCAGGUGGAGAAAGUACAGACGCUAAACAUGGAGGGGAAGAAGAAGAAAUACGGCGGGACAGUGAUCGCGAGGCCCGAUUACAAGAAGGCUUACGUCACGCUUCGGAGCCCGUUGUCGAUUAAUCCGGAGCUUUUCCCAAUUCCGGCGGUCGAGGAGGCGAGGAAGAGUAAGAUGAAGCAGUCGAAAUCGACUAUUGUCGAAGACCCGGAAGCUGUGAAGAAGUCUCACUGGCUCGAUUCUGCGGGGGAUAAACGCAGGUAUAAGACGCCGGAGGGGCGUACGUUUGGGCGGCGGGGUAAGAGCGUCGAUCAGAAGGCGGCCGCUGGAGCUCAGGCAAAGUUUCCCUGGAGCAGCAUGACCUCUUUUGGGAGGAGGUAAUGGCGUUUCAUAGAUCUAGAAGGUUUAGUAUAUGGGCUUCUUUCUUCUAUUGUUUGGCGGAAUUUUUCUAUGGGGUUUUAGAAUCUUGCUGAUCGAUUUUUCCGCUUUUGUUUCCUUCAUUUCUGACGAAUAUGAACUCCUGGAUUCUGUUUUGAUAUGUAAUAGGGUUCAUGAAAUAAUUUUCAGUUGUCUCAAA
Molecule: messenger RNA, 757 nt
Organism: Salvia miltiorrhiza (redroot sage)
Lineage: Eukaryota; Viridiplantae; Streptophyta; Magnoliopsida; Lamiales; Lamiaceae
Exons: 2
Coding region: 22-561 (179 amino acids)
Biological process (GO): mitochondrial translation
Cellular component (GO): mitochondrial large ribosomal subunit; ribosome
Molecular function (GO): structural constituent of ribosome
Source: RefSeq, a predicted model, not a curated record